Molecule: messenger RNA, 1460 nt
Organism: Achroia grisella
Lineage: Eukaryota; Metazoa; Arthropoda; Insecta; Lepidoptera; Pyralidae
Exons: 3
Coding region: 170-859 (229 amino acids)
Source: RefSeq, a predicted model, not a curated record
UAUGUGAAAAGUUUGCUAUUGUUGUGUAGUUGUGUAUCUAUUUGUUAUUAUUCUGCUUUUGGUUGUAUUGAAAUAAAUUACGAGUAAAAAAUGUUGUACAUUUAUUAAUCCUAUUAGAGAAUACUUUUUAUGUCGCUUUGGUAAAAAAAGUAAAGCACUAAAAUAUAAAAUGGAUGAUUUGAACAAUAUAGUCUCAUCGGACGACAGUUGCGACUCUGAAAUGAAGAUAUUGAAAAAUCAAUUGACCGAAUUUGGCCUCGAUGAAGACAAUUUAACCAAAGAAGAAAUGAAUGAUCUCCUUAGAGCUUUAAGGGAUUCAGAGGCAUCUGCUAAGGAAGACGAAUUAUUACGAAAGGUUGACACAGAACCUAACAGUACAUCACCGAAAAAAACAAUGAAAAGGAGGUAUUUAAAUGUUCGCGACAGGCGAAUGCCUUGGAGUAUCUUGCCCAGUACCAUAACACAGGCAGAGAAAGCUCGCACCCUUGCUGUUUACAUUAAGCUAAUGUCUAUAAACAGUUAUCGCCAGGCACGACAGUGUGCCACCUUUGCUACGUGGCCCCCACCCAUACAAAUUAUUGAGGAGACAACUAGAAUUCAGCCCAUUAGAUCGACACGAAGUGGUCGAUCUGUUCCUAUUUACUCAGGGUUUGAUGAUGAUUCUUCUGAUUUGGACUUUGUUAUCACAAAAACAAAGAAAAGGAAGGUAUCAAACAGUGACUCCAAUGUCAGUGAGAGUGUAGUAGGUCCAAAAACUUUAAGUUUGAAAAGGAAAACAUCCAAGGAUGAGAAUGUGAGACCCAUUAAAGAAGCAAAAACUGAUGCAGAUUGUAAUAGCAUGGAAUUUAUUCUUGAAUAAUAAUUUGAAACUGGUCAAAGACUGAGAAAUAAUGGUUUUAGUCACCUUAUUUUAUACCAAAUAAAAAAAAAAUCCUCUAUUAUUAUUGAGUUGGUGUGUAGAUUGGUGCCUAAAUAAUAUAUUAAUUAUAUAUAUUGUAUAAAGUAGAUUGCGAGCUAAAGUAUGAUUUUGUUUUUGUAUCCAGAUUGGUUGAAUAAUAUUCAUUCAUAUGUGGACAAAGUAUUAUUUUAUGUUAAAAAAAAACAAAAUAAAGUAAUAAAAGUACAUAAGAAACAAAAUUGUAAUCAUUUAAGGGUAUAUAUUAUGUUAAAAUUUUAGAAAUAUUUUUUACAUUUGAUAGCUGUUGCAUAAUUUAGAAGUUUGAACUUUUAUUGCUCUUGUUGUUUACUAGUUACUCCAGCAAUAAAUGUCACUAAUAUGUGAUCACUUACAUGCACUCAUAUCUGUUAUAAAUAUGUACAACUAGAGAAUUAAGAACACAGUCAAUAAAUAAAUUAUUUUACUUAUUGUAUUUCAAGAAUAAUUAAUAAUAUCUUAUAGAAGAUAAAUAUAUUUAUUUUGUUUAAAAAAAUGUUUUAUGGUCACAUUUUAUUUGAUAAAU